This is a messenger RNA of Acomys russatus (golden spiny mouse), 1120 nucleotides long. It is a transcript of the gene Cish, whose product is annotated as cytokine inducible SH2 containing protein. Gene Ontology annotation, biological process: phosphatidylinositol phosphate biosynthetic process; intracellular signal transduction. The transcript has 3 exons. NCBI's taxonomy places the organism in Eukaryota, Metazoa, Chordata, Mammalia, Rodentia, Muridae. Gene Ontology annotation, molecular function: 1-phosphatidylinositol-3-kinase regulator activity. The coding region runs from base 308 to 1081 and encodes 257 amino acids. The record is from RefSeq and is a predicted model, not a curated record. Gene Ontology annotation, cellular component: phosphatidylinositol 3-kinase complex.
CGAAGCCCUAGACGCCUGUACCCCUGUUCCUUUCCCGGCCGCCGCAAAGCCUGCGGUUCUAGGAAGAUGCGGCUUCCCGGAAGGGCUGGGACGCAGCGGACAAAAGAUUAGGAGGCGCCUGGCCCCGCCCCGCCCGCCCAGCCCGUCCCCCACGUCCUUCCAGGCUCCUCGCGCCACAGCCUCUCAGUCCCUGACCGCCGCCCGUGCGCCCCGGGACCCUGACCUUCGCGCCCUCGGGACUCACUGGCUCCCUUCUGCCUCCGUCCCACCGAGCCCCGACUCCUCGAGCCGCUGUUGCCUCUGGGACAUGGUCCUUUGCGUACAGGGAUCUUGUCCUUUGCUGGCUCUGGAGCAAAUUGGGCAGCGGCCUCUGUGGGCCCAGUCCCUGGAGCUGCCUGGGCCAGCCAUGCAGCCCUUGCCCACUGGGGCAUUCCCAGAGGAGGCAGCAGAGGAGACGCCUGUCCAGCCAGAGAGUGAACCAACGGUGCUGGACCCUGAGGAGGACCUGCUGUGCAUAGCCAGGACUUUCUCCUACCUUCGGGAAUCUGGAUGGUAUUGGGGUUCCAUCACGGCCAGUGAGGCCCGGCAGCACCUCCAGAAGAUGCCAGAGGGUACAUUCCUAGUACGUGAUAGCACCCACCCCAGCUACCUGUUCACGCUGUCAGUCAAAACCACCCGUGGCCCCACCAACGUACGCAUCGAGUAUGCCGAUUCUAGCUUCCGACUGGACUCCAACUGCUUGUCAAGACCUCGAAUCCUGGCCUUCCCAGAUGUGGUCAGCCUCGUGCAGCACUAUGUGGCCUCCUGUGCUGCUGACACCCGGAAUGACAGUCCAGAUCCUGCUCCCACCCCAGCCUUGCCUCUACCUAAGCAAGAUGCACCUGGUGACUCAGUGUCACCUAUCCCCAUGGCUACUGCUGUGCACUUGAAAUUGGUACAACCCUUUGUGCGCAGGAGCAGUGCCCGAAGCUUACAACAUCUCUGUCGCCUAGUUAUCAACCGUCUGGUGGCCGACGUGGACUGCCUACCACUGCCCCGGCGCAUGGCUGACUACCUCAGACAGUACCCCUUCCAACUCUGACUGAACCAGGCAUCCUGCCCUGCCUCACACAGUUAUAUC